UCAUCAAGCUGCAGUGAUAUAUGUAGUAUAUAUAUUGUUUGUGACUUUUUCGAGCGGUCCCAGGAUACUCUCAGAGUAUAAUUUUUUUAUAAUUUUCGUUCCCAUGUGAUGCUAUUUCCCACUCAUUUGUAGCCUUGCAGUAUGCUACAUAUGGAAGAUAAAUGGAAAUGAUUAUAAUCUCUUGUCUACACCAUCACUCGCCAGUGCAACAGUCAGGCAGUGUACUGUUGAUGUGUACGAAGUGGGAUUUUGCUGUCUCAAAGGGACAAUGUAGAGCCAACAUGACAUUUAAAAUUUGAAAUUAAAAGUCAAUCAGAAGCAGGAUUUUAGCGCAAUGAUGAAAUAGUGUAUCAUUGUGUGCACCACUCCAACGUAAUGUAGCCAAAUGUAGCGCUUACACGCUUAUGCGAUAUAAGACUACACUUAGUGUAUCCCAAGGGAAAUCGCUAUUAGUAAGCACAUUGCUUGAGUUGGAGCAUUUGAACAGUGCUGUAAACGGGCGCGAAAUGACAUCAGUAAUGGUCAGACCUAAUCAGACCGUGCAACGCGAGAAAGACAGUGGUUCUUUUUAGUAUGAUCUCCACCAUUGUGCGACCAGGCGUUUCACACGAAAACGUUUUUCUCAUCGUUUAAAUGGCAAUAAUGUAGUUUUUUCACGAAUUUUCAGUGCAGUUUUACUUUUUACUAUUUUCUUACCUACUAACAAGAAAUCAAUAUGAUGCGAAAGAAGAGAGUUCUCAUGGUUUGUUUAGGUAAUAGUUGCCGCUCUCCAAUGGCGGAAGCAGUAUUUCAGAAUCAAAUCCAAAAAAUGGAUUUAACAGAUUUCUGGGAGGUCGAAAGCGCCGCCCUUCUGGAAUAUCAUGUAGGUAAUGAUCCUGAACCUAGGGCGAUAGCCACACUUCAGAAAGCAGGAAUUACAGAUUAUUCUCACAUCGCAAGAAAAAUUACGACCGAUGAUUUUUACAAAUUCGAUUGGAUAUUUGGAAUGGACGAAUAUAUUAUUCACUUAUUGUACGACAAGCAACCGAAAGAUAGCCAAGCAAAGAUAGAACUACUUGGGAGAUACGAUCCAGCCGGAAUAAUUGUCAUAAGAGAUCCUCUCUUUGAUGUUGAUAGUGCCGGAUUUGAAAAAGCAUUUCAGCAAGCUUUAAGAAGCGUAUGCGCAUUUUUGGAAAUUCACAAAGUAUUCUUCAUUUUUUUUGAUAAUAUGCUCGAUAAAUCAUAA
Cyphomyrmex costatus is the source of this 1225-nucleotide messenger RNA. RefSeq names its product low molecular weight phosphotyrosine protein phosphatase. The coding region runs from base 716 to 1225 and encodes 169 amino acids. Gene Ontology annotation, cellular component: cytoplasm. Gene Ontology annotation, molecular function: non-membrane spanning protein tyrosine phosphatase activity; acid phosphatase activity. Gene Ontology annotation, biological process: protein dephosphorylation. NCBI's taxonomy places the organism in Eukaryota, Metazoa, Arthropoda, Insecta, Hymenoptera, Formicidae. The transcript is spliced from 6 exons. The record is from RefSeq and is a predicted model, not a curated record.